Molecule: messenger RNA, 2426 nt
Organism: Hyaena hyaena (striped hyena)
Lineage: Eukaryota; Metazoa; Chordata; Mammalia; Carnivora; Hyaenidae
Gene: CPNE2
Product: copine 2
Exons: 18
Coding region: 216-2165 (649 amino acids)
Biological process (GO): cellular response to calcium ion
Cellular component (GO): plasma membrane
Molecular function (GO): calcium-dependent phospholipid binding
Source: RefSeq, a predicted model, not a curated record
CCCAGGCGGCUGGGAGCGCACGCGAGCCGGCUAGGGCCGCGCGGGCAGCGCCCUGAGCCCGUCCCGCGCCCGCGGGCCCCGCCAAGCAGAGGAGCGCCCCGGGAUGCCCCGGCGGCCCGGAGCGCGGGCAGCGGCAGCGGCGACCGCGCAGUGAGGGCGGCGGCGCCCGCGGGACCCGUGACUGUCAGGAGCUGCUGCCACCGCCCCCGACCCCCAUGGCCUACACCCCUGGCGGGGGCGCCCCAGCAGCGGGGGUGGCCCCCAUGGGCUCUCAGUACUGCGUGUGCAAGGUGGAGCUGUCAGUGAGUGGCCAGAACCUGCUGGACCGGGACGUCACCUCCAAGUCCGACCCCUUCUGUGUCCUCUUUACAGAGAACGAUGGCAGGUGGAUGGAGUACGACAGGACAGAAACUGCCGUCAACAACCUCAACCCCGCGUUCUCCAAGAAGUUCGUCCUCGACUACCACUUCGAGGAGGUGCAGAAGCUCAAGUUUGCCCUGUUUGACCAGGAUAAGUCCAGCACACAACUCGAUGAGCAUGACUUCCUGGGCCAGUUCUCCUGCAGCCUGGGCACGAUCGUCUCCAGCAAGAAGAUCACUCGGCCUCUGCUGCUGAUGAAUGACAAGCCCGCAGGGAAGGGCCUGAUUACGAUUGCUGCCCAGGAGCUGUCAGACAACCAGGUCAUCACACUGAGUCUGGCGGGCAGGAAGCUGGACAAAAAGGACCUCUUCGGAAAGUCAGACCCAUUUCUCGAGUUCUAUAAACCAGGAGAUGACGGCAAGUGGAUGCUGGUUCACAGGACUGAGGUGAUCAAGUACACGCUGGACCCUGUGUGGAAACCAUUCACUGUGCCGUUGGUGUCCCUGUGUGAUGGGGACCUGGAGAAGCCCAUCCAGGUCAUGUGCUACGACUAUGACAACGACGGAGGCCAUGACUUCAUCGGCGAGUUCCAGACGUCAGUGUCGCAGAUGUGUGGGGCUCGUGAUGGUGUCCCGCUGGAGUUCGAGUGCAUCAACCCCAAGAAGCAAAGGAAGAAAAAGAACUAUAAAAACUCGGGCAUCAUUAUCCUGCGUUCCUGCAAGAUAAACCGGGACUACUCUUUCCUGGACUACAUCCUGGGAGGCUGCCAGCUCAUGUUUACAGUUGGGAUAGACUUCACAGCCUCCAAUGGGAAUCCCCUGGACCCUUCCUCUUUGCACUACAUCAACCCCAUGGGCACCAACGAGUAUCUGUCAGCCAUCUGGGCUGUCGGGCAGAUCAUUCAGGACUAUGACAGUGACAAGAUGUUUCCGGCUCUGGGCUUUGGGGCCCAGUUACCCCCAGACUGGAAGAGAGAGAGAGAGAGCAGCUGGCGUUUUGAAGGCUCACUCUGGCUGCUGAGUGCGGACCGGCUAGGGUCUCCCAUGAGUUUGCCAUCAACUUCAACCCCACCAACCCCUUCUGCUCAGGUGUGGACGGCAUCGCCCAGGCAUACUCGGCUUGCCUGCCGCACAUCCGCUUCUACGGCCCCACCAACUUCUCUCCCAUCGUCAACCACGUGGCUCGGUUUGCAGCCCAGGCCACACAGCAGCAGACAGCCACGAACUUGCAGUCUAGCAGGGAGCCCUGCCUGGAAACCAGCUGUGGAUGCAAGCAGUACUUUAUCCUCCUCAUCAUCACGGACGGCGUCAUCAGUGAUAUGGAGGAGACACGUCACGCCGUGGUGCAGGCUUCCAAGCUGCCCAUGUCCAUCAUCAUCGUGGGCGUGGGCAACGCCGACUUCGCUGCCAUGGAGUUCCUGGAUGGGGACAGCCGCACCCUGCGCUCCCACACGGGGGAGGAGGCCGCCCGCGAUAUCGUGCAGUUCGUGCCCUUCCGAGAGUUUCGCAACGCGGCAAAAGAGACGCUGGCCAAAGCUGUGCUGGCAGAACUGCCCCAGCAAGUUGUGCAGUAUUUCAAGCAUAAAAACCUGCCCCCCACCAACUCGGAGCCCGCCUGAGUGCCAGCCCGCGCCCAGCAGCAGCAUGCCGGCUGGGCACCCCCCUCCCCCCCCCAGGAACGUGCACGCGCACCCUGCUUCCUCGUGGGUGGCUCUUUUAACUGAUCCACAUUUUUUUUACAACUGGACCUCCACCCCCAACUUCCCCCAGCCCAGCUGGGCUUCCUUUGUUGGAGUCGACGGAUGAUGCUUCCGGGCCAAACUGGCUUCCUCCCUACCCUUAAGUAUUGAAUGUACUUUGUAUAAUUUUAGUGGAAUUACGGUUAUUAAAGAGAAAAUUUUUACAAUCAUAACGCUUUUUCCAAGUAACUAGCUGCAGACUCUGAAAGGAAUGUGUCCCCAGUGCAUACUUUGUGUCAUUGCCUGCACCUAAUUCUUGCUCUGUUUUUUUAUACUGUGACUGUGUUCUAUUUGUAAUACUCAGGGUAAUAAAGGAGUUUCAGAUGUC